Branchiostoma floridae (Florida lancelet) is the source of this 2504-nucleotide messenger RNA. Its product is annotated as galactosylceramide sulfotransferase-like. The record is from RefSeq and is a predicted model, not a curated record. Gene Ontology annotation, molecular function: galactosylceramide sulfotransferase activity. The transcript is spliced from 6 exons. Gene Ontology annotation, cellular component: membrane. Gene Ontology annotation, biological process: glycolipid biosynthetic process. Lineage: Eukaryota; Metazoa; Chordata; Leptocardii; Amphioxiformes; Branchiostomatidae. Bases 74 to 1576 code for a protein of 500 amino acids.
UUCUGUAAAGGUAUCCAGUUGUCGGAUCCAGACCUUGUUUUUACCAAUAUAAGGUGUAAAAUCAAGCUCUAACAUGACGACAGCUAAGAUGGUUGGGGCAGCGUGUCUCGGUGCGUGUGUUACUUUAGUGCUGUUUCUGUCUGUGGACUGGAAGAAUGCCGUGUCUGUGGAAAGGUGGAUCGACCAGCAAUCACCGCACUCUUCCGAACAUGAGCCGAGGAUUGCCGAAAAUUCUAAGACGAAAACAAAACCUGUUGCCAGAACACCAGCUAAGGAGGAGGUCAGCUCGGGACACUGCUCAGCCCGUACGAACUUCGUGUUUAUCAAGGUUCACAAGGCCGGGUCCUCUACAACUACCCCUAUAGUAGCACGGUAUGCUCUCCGGCAGAACUUGACAGUGAUGUUCCCCCUAGGGAGGGGAACUCUAAGCUGGCCCAACAUCCCCAGAGUAAAUGACUACGUGCACACGCCGGAUGAGAAGUACAGCGUUUUAUUCCACCAUACCGUGUACAACAAAGAAUGGAUGGAGAGCAAAUUCCCCGCCAACACGGCUUACCUGGCAAUCUUACGAGAACCUUUCAGUCACCUGAAGUCGAGCUUUAACUUCUACAGACUCGACCGUAUCUUGCCAUUCAAGGACAGAGAAAACCCUCUCAAGGAAUUCCUAAGAAACCCGGCCAAGUAUCACACCAGUGGAGUAGUGCAGGGUGUACUUGUUGACAACACGAAAAACGGACAAGCUUUCGACAUGGGAUACCCAGUGGAGAAAGAUAGAGACAUGCAAUAUGGACGUGAAUACAUCGAACAGUUGGAUCGAGACUUCACUCUCAUUCUUAUAUUAGAAUAUCUGGAUCUUUCUCUGGUCAUGCUCAAAAGGCUGAUGUGCUGGGAGACCAGAGAUAUGCUGUAUAUAAAAAGAAACAGCAAGACGUACCCGUACAAGUCCUACCAGCCCACAGAGGCAGAGAGAGCGGCCCAUCGUCAGUGGAGUCCGGUAGAAUACGCCAUGUACAACCACUUUAACCAGACUCUCUGGCGUAAGAUCAAUGAACAAGGUCCGGACUUCUUUGAGGAGUUGGAGUUCUUCCGACAAGUCAACAAACAGGUGAACGACUUUUGCAGCCACAAUAAACCUCAGACAGGAAAAGAUCUGCCGACGAAACAUAUUCCUGAGUCACCAUGGAGUGACGCAUUCGAUAUCACUCCCAACUUCUGUACCUUGUUAGGCAUGGAUUACGGCAGCAUUGACUCCCUCAUCAGAACAAAGCAAGGCAGACCAAUUUUGGAGAAACCUUGCGAGCAACAGAAAGUUAAGCUGAAACCGAACCUGUAUUUCGUACUUGACGGUCGUCCCGGGUUUCAAACAUUGGAAGAUGUCAUGAAAUACAACCCCAAGAAAAGCAAGAAACCACUGAACCAUGAACAGUCAUAUAUACUAGGAAGACUGACAAAGUCUUUCCAAAAAUGCAAGAAAAAACAAAAAGGCAUGAAAGAUCAUUUUCAUGAAGUUGCGGGGAACUUUAAGGUGAAAGUUAUCCAGGACGAGAUGUUGAACUUUCUGAAAGAAGAUUCAUAGAAAUUGACGUGCCAUGAUACUAAGAAUGAAUAAAUGAAGGGCCUUAAACUGUGAUGCUCUUACAGGAAAAGAUCUGUAAGUAUCUAUUUUGAUAAAGCAGCUAGGAGUACAACUACAGUGUUGUAAGAAUGUGGAAUCUUACUACAAUAACUAAUGUAUACUGGUAUAGCUUCUCGUCUCUUUAAGACAGCUGCAUGUAAGGACAAUUUGAACUUAAGAUCAAUGGUAUAUAUAACUGCACAAGGAAUACAAAUUUCCCUUCUAUUGAAAUAUCUAAAACAGAUCGUCGUGAUUGUAGUAGUAGCUUUGAUGAGGAUUGUCAUAAUAGAUAUCAUAAUUAGAUGUCAACUAUUCAAUCAGGAUCUGAUUUGCUUUAUCAUUGAGGACAAUUAUAGAGCUAUUCAAACAAGUAACGCACUAGUAUGCACUUACAUACACUGGCAAAGAUUAUGCAAAUUAAGACUUAAUUUGCAUAACCAAUGAGAAAAUAGUGUAAUGACUGCAUAGCAUGGUAAACUACGCUAUACAAGUUAGGAACUCAUUUGAUUAAUGAGGGAAUGCUACAAUAGCUACCGUUGUCAAGAUGAAACUUUUAUGCCCUGAACAAUCUUUAAUUGUCAAAAAUAAUAUCAACUAAUAACAAAUUAUUCAUAAUAAUAAAUAAUAAUCAUUCAUAAGGACCUACGUCUACAUUGAAUGAAAACAUUUAUGAUAUGCCAAUCGGAAAGGUUAACAUCAUUUGGUGAAGAUAUGCUCCAUUGAUCUAUUUUCAUAGUUUUGUAUCCGAUAGACAUGAUGCAUUUCCUCUUCCCCUUUCAUCCUUUAUGUGUUUAAAAUUUUCAACUAAGUUUUGACAGUGACUAUGUCUAUGAUCUUUUUAUCGUAACGGUGACUACAUCUACAAAAAAAUCCAAUAAAGUACAUAUGA